Messenger RNA from Candoia aspera, 1242 nucleotides. RefSeq names its product dehydrogenase/reductase 13 (gene DHRS13). Lineage: Eukaryota; Metazoa; Chordata; Lepidosauria; Squamata; Candoiidae. The coding region runs from base 43 to 990 and encodes 315 amino acids. The record is from RefSeq and is a predicted model, not a curated record. The transcript is spliced from 5 exons.
GGCUGGCGGAGCCGAGCCGAGCCGAGCGGAGCGGAGCGAGCCAUGGCCGCGGAGGCGCUGCUGGCGGGUGCGGCGCUGCUGCUGGGGCUCUACGCGCUGUUCUACUACAACUUCCUCGCGGCCACCCGCUGCCGGAACGCGGUCGGCCUGCGGGGCAAGACGGUGCUCGUCACGGGUGGAAAUUCAGGGAUUGGGAAAGCCACUGCCGUGGACCUGGCCCGCAGAGGAGCUCGUGUCAUUCUGGCUUGCCGCAGCAGAGCAAGAGGAGAAUCAGCUGUGUACGACAUCAGAUGGGAAAGUGGGAACAAUGAGGUGGUCCUCAUGAUCUUGGACCUGGCCAACCUGAACUCUGUGCGCGCUUUUGCAGAGAUGUUCCUGAGCUGCGAGCCGCGUCUGGACAUGCUCAUCAACAACGCAGGUAUCUUUGGCGAUGGUCAAACCGACGAUGGCUUUGACCAGGCGUUCCAGAUCAAUCACUUGGCUCACUUCCUCCUGACCCACCUCCUCUUGGGCCGGCUGAAGCGCUGUGCCCCUAGCCGGAUCGUAGUCGUGGCCUCUGACGCGUAUCAGUUCGGGAAGAUAGACUUUCAGAACAUCCACAAGCCGACAGAGGGGAAGUGGAAGGCCUUUAAAGCUUACUGCCACAGCAAGCUAGCCAACAUCCUGUAUGUCCGGGAGUUAGCCAACCGGCUGGAAGGCUCCAACGUGACCUGCUAUGCGCUUCAUCCAGGACCUGUUAACACUAAUAUUGCUCGCACCUUGCCAUGGUGGCUGAAGAAGCUUUUUUGGUUCAUCAAGCCCUUCCUGAGAGACCCUAAUGAUGGAGCUCAGACCAGCAUCUACUGUGCCACCGAGGAAGGCAUUGAAAGGCUCAGCGGGCGGUAUUUUAUAGACUGCCAGCCCCAGGUGCCCUGGAAGCAGGCCCGCGAUGACCACGUGGCCAAGCAGCUCUGGGAAUUCAGCGAGAGACUGCUGGGACUAGCUGCUUAGAGGGGGCUCCUCUUGCGGGGGGUGCAGAUGGUGGUGGCAGCUGAAAGAGGCUUCAGAUGAAGCUGUGAGAUCCAACUGCAGGGAGUCGGAGAACCACCCAGAAGUUGAGGUGUGUGUGAUACGAGCGUUUAAUUCCCCUGAAGUUUAAACACUGGAAACCAUUUAAGCGUUUGUUGCUGUGAGCUGCCCAGAGCUUGGCUUUAAGAUGGGCGGCCAUACGAGCCUUUUAAAUAAACAAACAUACCCCAUCAA